Penicillium soppii is the source of this 1797-nucleotide messenger RNA. RefSeq names its product Major facilitator superfamily domain general substrate transporter. Gene Ontology annotation, cellular component: membrane. The transcript has a single exon. Bases 1 to 1797 code for a protein of 598 amino acids. The record is from RefSeq and is a predicted model, not a curated record. Gene Ontology annotation, biological process: transmembrane transport. Lineage: Eukaryota; Fungi; Ascomycota; Eurotiomycetes; Eurotiales; Aspergillaceae. Gene Ontology annotation, molecular function: transmembrane transporter activity.
AUGCCAUUUGAGCAAACGCACGCGGGCGCAGACCCUCGCGCCAUCGAAAAUCUAGAUACAACGCCAGAGGGCCAAGAUGGGGACUCAGCACCAGUUUCCAGCAGAUCAUCAAUGUCCUAUACAAGAACAUAUUCAACGCCAGCGACCGGGGCACAAACCCCAGAUACACUGAUGGGCAACACCGUCGUGGACAAACUCGCUCUUCAAAACCUCUCAAUGAAAGGCAUCACCCCAGGCAAAGAAGAGAGCUAUGUCCUCGACACAACCAUGAAAAACCGCAAGCCGUCAAUCUCGGUAUCCCGUCGGAACGAGCUCUCCGACGAAGAAUCGGCAUCUCCGACCCGCACCAAACAAGGCAUUCCUCCCGAGCUCUCCAGCUUCACAGCCGAACUCAUCAUGAUCUUCGUCUGCUCCGCAGGCCUAAUGCUCUUCUCUUUUCUAUUAGGCGACAUGCUCGCACCACAAGAACAAAUCAAAGCCGCACUCGGCAUAACGAGCACCGAGCUCCCGUGGGUCGUCGGCGCCUUCAACACCGCCAACGGGCUAUCGGUUAUAAUCUCCGGCUCGCUAACAGAUCUGAUGCCCCCGAAAAGCCUCAUGGUCGGUGCCUUCGCCUGGCUCGGCGUCUGGAAUAUCAUCGGCGUGUUUACCCUCCACCCAUCCCGGUAUAUUCUUUUCUUCGUCAUGCGCGCGAUGCAAGGGCUCGCCAUCGGCGUCCUCGUCUCGGGGAGCAUGAGCAUCCUCGGCCGUGUCUACACGCCGGGGAUUCGCAAGAACCGCGUGUUCUCGGCUAUGGCGGCGACGGCUCCGUUCGGGUUCUCGCUUGGCGCCAUCCAGGGUGGAGCGCUAUAUCAGCAUUUGCCGUGGAUUUUCGGCUCAAAUGCUAUUAUCUGUGCGCUACUUUGCGUCGCGGCUUGGUAUACCAUUCCGCCGCUUCGUCCUGUUGCCGAUAUCGCCGGCAAAGAAGCCCCGUCCAUUAAGCAGUUCGAUUACAUUGGCGGGUUCUGCGCUGCGGGUGGUUGUGUUUGUCUUUUGUUUGGACUAACGCAGGGCCCUGUCGCUUCGUGGUCCCCGUACACUUAUGUCUUGAUCAUUGUCAGCUUUGUUCUAUUCGUUGGAUUGUUUUUCGCCGAGCGCUCGGCUGUCCGUCCGCUCAUCCCUAACCGACUCUGGCGGACACCAGGCUUCACGCCGUUGAUGAUCGCAUACUUCUUGGGCUUUGGGUCUUUCUUCGGGUGCUGGCAGUUCUACGCAAUUCAGUUCUGGCUGCGUAUUCAGCAUGCCAGCCCGAUUGCUGUCGCUCUGUAUCACAUUCCAAAUGCCCUGGUCGGUGUGUUGGCUACGGUCAUCGUGGCUCGGACUCUGCACCUCGUGCCGGGGCACUACAUAUAUACAGUGUCGAUGCUGGCAUUCACGCUUGGGUCGGCGUUUUUCCUCCCACAAACAGCGAACACCACUUACUGGGCGCUGUCAUUCCCUGGUAUUACGCUGGUCACGUUCGGGCCUGACCUUGCUUUUGCCGCGGCUUCGAUCUUCAUUACUAGUAAUGUUGAGCGGUCCUACCAGGGAAGUGCUGGCGCUCUCCUUGUCACGAACCAGAAUCUCUCCUCGGCCAUCAUGACGAGUGUUGCUGAUGCUAUCGGUACCCGUGUUGACAAGGGUGCUGAUGGAGAGAUCGGUCUUGCUGGACUACAUGCUAUUUGGUGGUUUGCACUUGCGGCGCAAUUGCUUGCUGCUUUAGUGACUAUUGUUUGGGUGCGAAUUCCCAAGGAAGAAGAGAAAGAGCAUGUCACUUGA